Messenger RNA from Gallus gallus (chicken), 1632 nucleotides. It is a transcript of the gene RASSF1, whose product is annotated as Ras association domain family member 1. Gene Ontology annotation, biological process: Ras protein signal transduction. The transcript is spliced from 6 exons. Gene Ontology annotation, cellular component: microtubule cytoskeleton; nucleus. Bases 590 to 1528 code for a protein of 312 amino acids. NCBI's taxonomy places the organism in Eukaryota, Metazoa, Chordata, Aves, Galliformes, Phasianidae. The record is from RefSeq and is a predicted model, not a curated record.
UUCCCUGGGCGCUGGGUGUCCCGGUACCGUGCAGCCCCCAGGCACUGACUGUUGUGGAAUCGGGUAUCCUGGUGCCGUGCAUCCCCCGGGCACCGGGCAUCCCAUUACCAAGCAUCUCCCUGGGCACCGGGCAUCCUGGUACUGAGCAUUUCCCCUGGGCACUGAGCAUCCCAGUACCGAGUAUAGGGCAUCCCUCCCCUGGCACCAGGCAGCGGGUAUCCUGGUAUCAGACCCCACCACUCCAAGCAUGGGGCAUCCCUGUACCACGUUAAAACUACAAAGCAUGGGCAUACCGAUAUGGAGCAUCCUCUCAGGUAUCGGGUGUCCCAGUGCUGAGCCUCCUGGCACCAGACAUCCCCACCGAGCAUCCUGGUAGCAGCCAGGGUGUGGGCACCGGGUACCAAACAUUCCUUCAAGCACCGAGCAUCCCAGUAGUGAGCAUCUCUGCCCAGGGCACCCCCACUGGGUACCAGGCAUCCCGGGCACUGAGCUCCCCAGUACUGAGUACUCUCACCUGGCACUGGGCUUCUCAGCACUGGGCACCCCAAAAUGGACACUGCAGUCCCAGUAUGGAACAUCCACUCAGGGCAUGGGCAUCCUGGUACUGAGCAUCCUGGUCCUUAGAACCUGGUACCGAGCAUUCCUCCUGGGCAUCCUUGUACCAAACAUUCCAGUACCAACCAUCCCAGUACUGAGCAUCCCAGUACCAUCUCCCUUGGUAUCCCGGUACCAAGCAUCUGCUCAGGUACCAGACUGCAGCUUCACCUGCCACUACCGCUGCCGGGCCCUGGUGCGGCUGGACUGCAGUGGCCCCCCAGGCACCGGGGACGAGGACGAUGGCAGCGAGCAGGAGCUGGAGAAGGACACGAAUGUGGAUGAGCCCAGCAGCUGGGAGACGGCGGAGCUGGACCCGGCGCAGGUGGAGCAACGCAUCAAGGAGUACAACAGCCAGAUCAACAGCAACCUCUUCAUGAGCCUGAACAAGGAUGGCUCCUACACCGGCUUCAUCAAGGUGCACCUGAAGCUGGCACGCCCCGUCUCUGUGCCGGCCGCCAAGCGGGGCCCUGGGGGGCGGCCGGGGCAGCGCACGGCGGGCGUGAAGCGCCGCACGUCCUUCUACCUGCCCCGCGGCACCGUCAAGCACCUGCACGUGCUCUCCCACACCCGCGCCAGCGAGGUGAUCGGCGCGCUGCUCCGCAAGUUCACCGUGGUGGACGACCCCCGCAAGUUCGCCCUCUUCGAGAGGUCCGAGAAGGAUGAGCAAGUGUACCUGCGCAAGCUGGCGGACGACGAGCAGCCGCUGCGGCUGCGGCUGUUGGCAGGGCCCAGCGAGAAGGCGCUGAGCUUCGUCCUGAAGGAGAACGAGAGCGGCGAGGUGAACUGGGACGCCUUCUCGCUGCCAGAGCUGCACAACUUCCUGCGCAUCCUGCAACGCGAGGAGGACGAGCAGCUGCGCCGCGUCCGCCACCGCUACGCCCGCUGCCGCCGGGAGCUGCAAGCCGCGUUGGCCGCCCGCACGCCGGGCUGACGCCAACCGCACCGGCACGGCCGCCCGCCGGCGGGGGCACGUCGCCGGGAGCGCGGGGCGGCGCGGGGCGUCGCGCUCCGAUCAAUAAAACGCUGCGAGAAGAG